AAAAGCGUGCUGUCAAUCGGUUGGUGGCCGAAGAACUGCUGGCUGGAAUAUCUUUCUCCUUCCAAAGUAUCUUUUUUCACGUGGCGACCGGAGCGGAUUUAACCAAACUUGCUUUUAACUCUCUUUAUCCAACGUCUAAAAUUAACGUGAAAAAACAAAAUGAAUAAAUCGCCAUGGAUUUCGAAUUAACGGAAAAGUUUGUGUCUUGAAUGAAGAAGUGUUUUGUUUAGAAGAAAUAACUGGAUUAUAAAAAAAAUUCAUCGUUAAUUUGAAAAUUUUGUACAUGAUUCUUUAAUUGUGGAAAAAUCAAGAAAAGGUUGAAAUCUUAGGACUCGUGAAUUACAUUGGAUAUAAAUAUCAUUUCUCACAUUAAAAAAGUGUUUGUUAAUCUUUGGAAAUAACGAAACAUAUCACAAAAAAUAUAUCAAUACUACAGUGGAUCAGAGUCAUAAGACGACUGUGGUUUCCCUUUGCUGAAAUAUAAAUUCCUGUAUUUUUGAAUAUUUUGAGAGAAUUAUUUGACAAAAGAGAGAAAAUUCACUUUAUACAUUCUCUUACAAAAAUAGAACUUGUUAAGGACUUUGCUGUACUUCACCAAUACAUAUCAAUUGUUUCUAAUAACUGCUGUGAAGAUAAAGAAAAGACAUGGCUAAAGUCAUCAUCAAAUCAAUUGAACAUCCUUUGAGCAUGUUUUCACAGAUGUUUUUUCGUCUUGGAUGGUUUUUUGCAUCGCAUCCUUGGGAAGUCAUUGCCUUGUUCUUCAUAAUAAUCCCAUCUAAAUUUUCAUUAAAUGCCCAGUUAGCUCAUUCCAGAGUCCCAGAAUAUGAAUAUUCUGAGGAAAACAAAGGAGUAGAACUAGUACUAUUAACAAUUGCAAGAUGUGUUGCAAUCUUAUAUUGCAUUCACCAGUUCUUGAAACUCAACAGCUUAGGAUCAUCUUUUCUAGUUGGAAUUGGUGGACUUUUUGCUGUUUUUUGUGUAGUGCCAUGUUUAGUAUUCAGCAUAAACCUAGCAAAUUUGUGGGAGGCUGAUUUCACAGAGCUAAACAAGGCUUUACCUUUUUACUUCUUACUGAUGGACAUAACAAAAGCUGGUCUACUUGCACAGUUUGCUCUAAGCUCUUCAACACAGGAAGAAGUAAGAGAAAAUAUUGCUCAAGGAAUGUCAAUUAUUGGGCCCACUAUCACUCUCGACACAAUUGUUGAAACGCUAGUCAUUGGAGUUGGUACUCUUUCAGGUGUUAAACGAUUAGAAGAACUCUGCAGAUAUGCUUGUAUCUCAGCUGUCGUCAACUAUUUUGUUUUCAUGAUAUUUUUCCCUGCAUGUUUAUCCCUUAUUCUUGAGUUGUACCGUGACAGAGAUGAAGGAAGACCAGUAUGGCAUCUCAGCACUUUGACAAGAAUCUUGCAGCAGGAAGAAGAACAAAAACCAAAUCCAGUCUUGCAACGUGUAAAAGUUAUAAUGUCAGCUGGUCUUGUGGUUGUCCAUGCCCAUAGUCGAUGGCCUGUUUUGAUUGCCAGUAAAGCACUUCAAGCCUCUAAAGCUAGUUCAGCUGAUUUUGUUACUCAACCUUCAAAUUGGGAUAUUUACAUGCAAAAGUGGUUUGGAAGUGCAGAACAAGUUGUGAUUGUUGCAUUUAUGUGUAGUUGUGUUUUCAUGUAUCAUUAUCUGGAAUCUUAUGAAGAUCUCAGAGACUCUCUUGCUAAUGCUGCCAUUGCAUCACCAUCAAAGCGUUCACUUUCUUCAUAUCAGAGCUCCAUCGCUCCUCUCACCACAUCUGAAACUCUUUCUUGCGGCAGCCAAGAAAUAUCAAAGUUAUCACCUGUCAAAUCUUCCACUCACUUUGAUGUGAAACAGUCAACUAGAGAAGUUUCCUUCACUGUUGGACCUUCCGAAGAUAAGAAGUCUUCCACCGCCGAUAAGCCAACACAAACAGAAGGUUUUCCCGAACCAAGUGAAGGAGAAGAUGCGGAUGAUGAUGUUUUCCCCCCUGUUGUGCGCACCCUUGAAGAAUGCAAAAAAGUUCUUGCUUCUGAGGCUGGGGGUGCUGGUCUUACUGAUGAGGAAUUAGUUAUUUUAGCUGAUAAAAGACUCAUUCAGCCUCAUAAAUUGGAAAUUAUUGUGAAGAAUCCCAAAAGAGGUGUGAUACUCCGUAGAAAACUUUUUAACAAACAAGCAAAACGAGGUCGGAUAUUAGAAUCUCUACCGUAUGAUAAUUAUGAUUAUAAAAUGGUUAUGGGAUCAUGCUGUGAAAAUGUGAUUGGAUAUGUGCCUAUACCAUUAGGAGUUGCAGGGCCACUACAUCUGGAUAAUGAAGAACUGUAUGUUCCCAUGGCAACAANUCUUGGUUUUUGGAAAGGUUAUACAUUGUGUUUUUUGUCAGGCGGAGUAAGAAGUUGCCUAUUAGGAGACGGCAUGACUCGAGCACCAGUGAUUGAAAUGCCUACUGAAAUUGAAGCUGGUCACAUUAAACAGUGGGUUGAGAAAAAAGAAAAUUAUGAAGUUUUAAAAGCAGCCUUUGAUUCUACAAGUCGGUUUGCUCGGCUGCAAAGUUUGGAAGUACAAACUGCUGGUCGUCUUGCAUUUUUACGAUUUAAAGCCACUACAGGAGAUGCCAUGGGAAUGAACAUGCUUUCAAAGGGUUCUGAUGAAGCUUUAAAUAAGUUGAGAGAAAUUUUCCCAACUGUUAAUGUUUUGAGUCUUAGUGGAAAUUAUUGUACAGAUAAAAAGCCAGCAGCAAUCAAUUGGAUUCAAGGUCGUGGAAAAGAAGUAGUGUGUGGUGCCCAAAUACCAGCCAAAGUUGUCAGAGAGGUUUUAAAAACUGAUGUCUCAUCUUUGGUAAAAUUGAAUAUAACGAAAAACCUCAUUGGUUCUGCUAUGGCAGGAAGUAUAGGUGGAUUUAAUGCUCAAGCAGCAAAUAUUGUUACGGCCAUUUAUCUGGCUACUGGUCAGGAUCCUGCUCAAAACGUAACCAGUUCCAACUGCCUGACACAGAUGGAAGUUUGGGGAGAUGAUGAGAAAGAUCUCUAUAUCAGCUGCACAAUGCGAUCAAUAGAAGUGGGCACAGUUGGUGGAGGAACUUUCUUACCUGCUCAAUCCUCUUGUUUAGAACUUUUAGGGGUAAAAGGUUCGUGUGAGGAAAGCCCUGGUGGGAAUGCGUCUAAACUAGCAAGAAUUGUUUGUGCUACCGUUCUUGCCGGAGAACUGUCUCUAAUGGCGGCUCUUGCUGAAAACCAUCUUGUGCAAUCACAUAUGACUCAUAAUAGGUCUUCUGUUAAUAUUGCAUCAGCCGUACCUCGAUCUUCAUUAGAUAUCUCAUCCAAUGUUAUAUCAAGAUAGCAAAAGCUAUUUACAACACAGACUUAAAGCCAAAUCUCAAAGUUUUCUUUUUCAAUACAAGACUGCCAAAUGGGCAUUAGGAAACAGAAUGAUGUUCAAAUCAGUGAUAAGACAGCUACAGUUGACGAGUUUUGUUCCAAACUUAAAUAAUAAUUUCCUUAGUUGAGUGAGCACAUUUUUUUUUACCAUCAAAGUAUACAAGCUUUUUUUUUAUUGUUAGAGAAAAGAAAUCAUUUGUAAAUAGGAAGUUGAUGAUAAAAAUAGAGCUUAAUGUAUGAUUUACAAAUGUAAAAUAAUCUAUUUAAUUAAUGUAAAAUAGUUUAUUGUGUAUUAAAGGAGUGUUUUUUAA
Molecule: messenger RNA, 3688 nt
Organism: Parasteatoda tepidariorum (common house spider)
Lineage: Eukaryota; Metazoa; Arthropoda; Arachnida; Araneae; Theridiidae
Source: RefSeq, a predicted model, not a curated record